Ipomoea triloba (trilobed morning glory) is the source of this 2349-nucleotide messenger RNA. RefSeq names its product DNA polymerase alpha subunit B. Bases 169 to 2025 code for a protein of 618 amino acids. Lineage: Eukaryota; Viridiplantae; Streptophyta; Magnoliopsida; Solanales; Convolvulaceae. Gene Ontology annotation, cellular component: alpha DNA polymerase:primase complex. Gene Ontology annotation, biological process: DNA replication; DNA replication initiation. Gene Ontology annotation, molecular function: DNA binding. The record is from RefSeq and is a predicted model, not a curated record. The transcript has 17 exons.
CCGCCAUUUUGCCGCUCCCUAGCCCUAGACAGUAGACACGCCGCUCGCUUCUUUUUCUCUCAGUUGAACGUCGGUUCCAGAGCCCUUCGCCGGACGUCGCAGGCAUCGCUAGUCGCCGCACUCACGCCCUCCGUCACCGACUCGUCAGCAGCCACAUCCACAAUCACCAUGGAAGAGGAAAUCAGAGCUGAAUUUAAGAAGAAUGGGUUCAUUCUCGAUGACGACGAUGUUAUCAGUAAAUGUCUGACAUUUUGUAUAGAAUACAAUCUCAGCCCUUUGGAUCUCGUCACCAGCUGGGAGGUUUUCUCUCUCAACAGGGGGCUAGAAUUAACUGUAAAAAGUUCAGACAUGGGUGCAUUUCUACAGCAUUUACAAAGUGAGCAGAGAGAUGCAAUUAUCAAGAAAGAACCUGGUUUGCAUUUCUACUCCAACGAUAUUGCAAUGAUAUUAAACGAUGAACAUGAAGACAUGAAAGAAGACAUUCUUGGUUCCCCAACAAAUAGACCCAAGGCUCUCGAAGGGGAGCCAUUCCAUUCAGCACAAAACUCAAAUGGGAGCAUGUUUGGCUCUAGAAAACCAUUAGAAUCAGUGACACCCUUUGGACAGAGAAAGAGCAAGUUUGUAGUGCAAUUUACUCUCAAUGAGCCAUCCGUUACAGAUAACAGAAAAAUAGAAAAUGAGGACCAGGAUAAUGGUGAUGAUGAUGAUGUCAUAAAGAGGGUGCAACCUAUGAAAAGAUGCUCAUUGCAAAUUAGUGGUUCUCAACCUGAACCAGGUUGCAGGUUUAUGUAUGACAGGAUUGAAGAUAAGUUCAACUUUCUUGAAAAUCGCAUGAAAAAGCAUGCAAGAGCACUUGUUGCUUCUGGGCUCUUUGAGGAACCUAGAGAUCCCACUGUUGCCUCCCAGAGAAGUUUACUUGCUGUUGGCAUGAUUUGCUGUGAGGAAGAAGGACGCUUGAAAGAAAUGCCUAUUUUACUGCAAAGUAGUGUUGAGCAUUCUGGAGGACAGCGUGUGCGCCUUGAUUUGCAAAACUUGGACCACUUUUCAAUCUUCCCUGGUCAGGUGAUUGGCGUUGAAGGACAUAACCCUAGUGGUCACUGUUUGAUUGCAUCAAAAAUUAUUGAUCAUAUUCCUUCGUCAGUUUCUUCCGAUGAAGGUUUGCAUCCUGCAAAGAAACAAGCCAUGAAUCAAGAGCUUCAGCGAACUAACACAUAUGGUGCUGUGUCAGAAUUAUCAUUGAUUGUUGCUGCAGGGCCUUUUACAACAACUGAUAACCUAUUCUUUGAGCCUCUUACUGAGCUACUAGCAUAUGCACGUCGCAAACAGCCUCAGUUGCUUGUGCUGUUAGGACCCUUCAUUGAUUCUGACCAUCCGGAGAUCAAGAAAGCAACUGUGCACAAGACCUUUGAUGAAAUAUUUCAAGAAGAAAUUGUUGGAAGGUUAAAAGAUUAUGUGGAAUAUAUGGGUUCCUCUGCCCAAGUGAUUCUUGUUCCAUCUAUCCGGGAUGCCCACCAUGACUUUGUUUUCCCCCAGCCAGCUUUUGACAUUCAAGCUUCUGAUACUAUACUUCAGAUAAAUAGCAUCUCAAAUCCAGGAACAUUUUGUGCAAAUGAGGUUAAAGUAGCAUGCUGCACAGUGGAUAUCUUAAAACACCUUAGUGCAGAGGAGAUUUCACGAAAUCCCCAAGGGGGGUCCAAGCAACGCAUGUCUACCCUUGCCAAUCAUGUCUUGAACCAGCACAGCUUUUAUCCUCUGUAUCCACCAGCUGAGAGCAUUCCCUUGGACUUCUCUCUUGCACCAGAAACUCUCCAGAUCUCUUUAAUCCCAGACAUACUAAUUUUACCAUCAGACUUGGCACACUUUGUGAGGGUGCUCUCUGUCAAGGGUAAAAGUGAAGGAGAAGAUGUGAAGUGCAUUUGUGUCAAUCCAGGAAGACUGGCAAGGGGUGAAGGAGGGGGUUUCUUCGUUGAGCUUAACUAUAAUGGAAGCGCUGAUUCAGCAAGCGCCUCAGUCAUCCGUGUUUAGGAUAGCCUUGGUUACAGUAGAAGAGGUAUGCGAAUAUUUCCUUUUCCUUCCAGUCCAAUCUUUUUCCCAUCUCCAUGUGAAACAUAAGAGAGGCCCUGUUCGUCAGCACUGAAUUAUUAAUGAAAUCUUGGCCCUGCUAUUAUUUCAAUCAAUAGACUAGGUAGAAUCUUGAGCAAUUUCUUGUGAUUUCCUGUUGGAAGUGGAAACUUCCGUAGUUAUGUGGCACCUGACCAAUAUGAUUUACACUCGCUGAUGUUUCAGAUUACUGCUAAGAAUGUAAACCUAUUUGAUCUCCAGUUAUGUAAAUUAAUUUUGCUGUGCUUA